Molecule: messenger RNA, 1631 nt
Organism: Pecten maximus
Lineage: Eukaryota; Metazoa; Mollusca; Bivalvia; Pectinida; Pectinidae
Exons: 2
Coding region: 88-552 (154 amino acids)
Source: RefSeq, a predicted model, not a curated record
AUAAGUAUGACGUCACACUCAUUAUUUGAACUUGACGUGAACACUUUUCGCAGGUGUUUGCAGAUAGGAGGAUAGUCAAUUACUAGAAUGGAAGUUCUGGUGGGAACUGCAAACGAAACCCCUGUUUGUCUUAGUCCUGAAAAAGUUAAGGAAAAAGUCCGACGUCCAAGACGUGCUCUCUCCAACAUAAAUCACAAUGGUGACGUUACCAAUGACGAGAUUAAGAUGAUGAAGCUGACAGCGCAGACAUGUCGUGAAAUUAAUGCUCGCGCCAAAGAUCCCUAUGAUAACCAAGAGACCAAGAAGCCAGCAAGUGGUAAUAGAAAAACUAACAAAGCUAUCUUAAACACAUAUGCUAACGAUGCGUUUUUUGUGAAGACAACUGACCGACAGGACUACGGUGGCUCUCUGGCUAUCGCACGGCAUCUCGUGCACGUGCCCACAACAAUGUGCCCGGAUAUUCAAAAGCAUGUUGAGAGAGUUUACACCCAAAGACUCACUCUCCCACUCGCUUGUCCCACGUGCUGGAGUCUCCAAAGAAACUACGUCUGACAGACAAAUGUCCUUGAAGUACAGUCCCUAAUAUUUAAAUACUCUUCAUUAACUCUGCCUUAUUGUGAAGUUCCUUGAUCGGUUAAUUAUGAUGAGCCAGAGCCGUUGUGUGUUCUAUUGGUGGGCAUAGGUACUUGGCACGAAUUUCCAACCCACUGUUCAUUCACUGUCAGGUCAAAAGUCUUUCCCUAAAUUCUAUUUUGCUUUAUAAUCCUACCACUUAAAACUCUUUUUCGAAGAUUUUUCCUGGAUUUGUUAAUGGGCUGAUUUGAGCGAAAGUUUGUAUGCCGAAAGAGUUUUUAUUCACAUUUCAUUUUAUAAUAUUUUCGUCAUUUUCUGUUGUCAUUUAUUUGAGAAAUUCAAUUUUAUUUACAAUAGAAAUUUUUGUAACAUCUUUUAGAUGAUUAUUUGGUAAGUUAAUGAAUGAUGAUGGUGCCACGGAAAUUUGGGUUUGUUAUUACUUUUAAUCUCUACCUACAUAGGAGGUAUUAUGCAUAAACAAAUUGCAUGAAAAAUUUCUUUCUUUUUCAAAACACAAAAUUUCAAUAAAAUACAACAAUGGAUGAAAGCAGGGCAAGUGAUUUUAAAAAGUUGAACAGACAAGAAAUUGAAGCAGAAAUAAGGAGACUUUUGACCUGAAACCGUACGGCUUAUGUACUAUGGUGCGUGGGUUAUGAAUUGGUGACAAGUCACUGUGCCAGUUGGUACAUACCGAUUUUACAUCAUGUAAAACAACAUUCAGAAAAUGUAUUUGAUAACUCCCUGCGGGGUGUACAUGUAUUACGUAGCCAACAGAAUAUAUCUUUUACUUACAGGGAUUCAAUAUUGCUUCCCUUCUUAUAUCGGAACAACACAACUAAAAUGUGUAUUUCCCUCCAAUAAAACACAUUACAAAUGCAUUAUUACUGAUCCAUGUCUUUAUCAGACCGUUAGGGGUGGGCAGGUGGCGCAGUGGUCACACAUGUACACAUUUCACUUAGUCGACUGGUGUUCGAUUCCCCGAUCGGACCUGAAAAGACGGGUGUCACCUGCCCGACUAGGUGGGUUUUCUCUGGUGUCCACAAACUGAAAGACUUUCA